AUUUCCGUAAAGUUGAAAGUGUCUUUACUUUGGAGGAUGACACCUUAGUCUGGACUUCUACUGAUAAGAAUGGGUUAACUACUGUAGUACGUCGAACAAUUAGUUCAGAGGGUAUAAUGCUAGUUGAGAUGGAGGUUCGGGGAAUCACUGCUACAGCAAAGUUUAAGAAAUCCUAACUCAGGACUAUCCUACUCAAGCAGACUAACCUGCUGAAACAGGAAUAACCUGCUGAAACAGGACUAACCUGCUGAAACAGGACAAACCUGCUGAAGCAGGAUAAACCUGCUGAAACAGGACAAACCUGCUGAAGCAGGACAAAUCUGCUCAAAUAGUAUCCCAACCAGGCUGAAGGACUUCCCUGGCUAAAAAUCUACUAUUUCUUAAAAAAUUGAAAAUUUUAUUCUUGAUUACUGAAAUCUUUUAAAUGUUUAAUGAUGUUGCUUUUUAUAA
Eurytemora carolleeae is the source of this 450-nucleotide messenger RNA. RefSeq names its product myelin P2 protein. Gene Ontology annotation, molecular function: fatty acid binding. Lineage: Eukaryota; Metazoa; Arthropoda; Copepoda; Calanoida; Temoridae. Gene Ontology annotation, biological process: fatty acid transport. Gene Ontology annotation, cellular component: nucleus; cytosol. The record is from RefSeq and is a predicted model, not a curated record.